Ipomoea nil (Japanese morning glory) is the source of this 1461-nucleotide messenger RNA. RefSeq lists its product as uncharacterized. NCBI's taxonomy places the organism in Eukaryota, Viridiplantae, Streptophyta, Magnoliopsida, Solanales, Convolvulaceae. The record is from RefSeq and is a predicted model, not a curated record. The coding region runs from base 1 to 1461 and encodes 486 amino acids. The transcript has 3 exons.
AUGUAUGUCUUGGAUACUAAGCUUUCUAGGUUAAAAAAGGCCCUUGAUCCUUGGAGUAAGGAAACCUUCGGUAAUAUUUUUUCUAAGUUGCAAGAACUGGAAGAUAAGGUACAGGUGCUAGAAAAGGUGUUUCAACAAAAUCCUGAUGAUGAUAGGGCACUCAUUGACUAUAAGGAGAGUGUGGCCCUCUUGCAUAGACAGGUUUCCAUCGAGGAAGAAUACUGGCAGCAAAAGGCUCACAUGGUGGCCGUUCAGGAGGGUGAUAGGAACUCCAAGUUCUUUCACUCGAUGGUAAAAGAACGAAGGAGGAAACUCUAUAUUCAUAAGGUAAAAGAUGACACAGGACAAUGGAUUGAGGAUAGACAGGGGAUAGCACAAAAUGUUGUCUCCUUUUUUGAAGGGUUAUUCACUACGGAGGCAGGUACUUUUGAUUUGUCUAAACUUGAUUGUGUGCCGCGUCUAGUUACUGAUAUUGAUAAUGCUAUGCUUAUUGAUAUCCCCGAGGAAGAUGAGAUUAUAAAUGUUGUGUUUGCUAUGAAUUCUGAGAUUGUUAAGGGGGAUGUGGUUAAUAUGGUUAGGAGUUACUUCCUUGGUAGGGAGAUCACCAGGUCUAUUACUCACACCUCCAUUGUGUUAUUGCCCAAAAGAGCCAGCCCAGAGACAUUUGUUGAUUAUAGACCCAUUAGUUUGUGCAACUUUAGUAGUAAAAUUGUCACUAAGUUAAUGGGAAAGGAUGUAGUGCUGAAGCUAGACAUGGCUAAGGCCUAUGAUCGGGUUUCGUGGUUUUUCCUUGUUUCUGUGAUGCGUAGGAUGGGAUUUUCUGAAGUCUGGAUUGACUUGGUCUAUCGUGCGGUCUCAAAUGUGUGGUACUCUGUCAUUGUCAAUGGGGUCAAAGAGGGCUUCUUUACCUCGUCUCGUGGGUUGAGGCAAGGAGACCCAUUGUCCCCUAGUCUUUUUAUCAUUGCUGCAGAGAUCCUUUCUAUGUACAUUGCUCGAGUCCAUCUGGACGAGGGGGUCCCUAGGUUCUCUCAGCCUGCUGGUACCCCUCAUAUUCAUCACUUAGCUUACGCUGACGAUGUUAUUAUUUUUAGUACUGGGAGGCAGGGGACAAUCUGCAAAGUCAUACGCGCUUUAAAAGAUUAUGAGGAUAUUUCUGGCCAAAUGGUCAGUUUCCCUAAGAGUGCUUUUUAUAUGCAUCCUAACACUUUGGGUCCGGUUAUUCGUAGGAUUAGGGAUAUCACUAGAUGCAUUCAUAGGUCCUUCCCUUUCACUUAUCUUGGGUGUCCUAUUUAUGUGAAGAGGAAGAAGUGUGUCUAUUUUUCAUCUGUGGUGGACAAGGUUAAGGCCAAAUGCCUUGGGUGGCAACGUCGGUUGCUAUCCAAGGGGGGGAAAGCGGUUCUUAUUACUUCUGUUUUGCAGGCUAUCCCUUUACAUCUCUUUGCAGCUUGUGCUCCUAAAUAG